CAACUGGUGCGCCAGUUGGCAUAACGACGUGAGCCGGGUAUGAUCAGCUGAUUGUAAUCAAAAUAAAGUGAGUCCAAGAUAAAAUUUUAUCUAAUGGAAUAAAAAACUGUGAUAACAAUUUAUGGAAGCAUAACCCGAAGAUCAAAUAUGGAUUUUGUUAAAGUUCCUCUAAAUCAAGCUAAACUAGGAAUUAAUCAAAUAUUCGUAGGAAAAGAACCAUGGCAAAUUGUAACAAUUACAACGAGUUCGGUGUUAUUACUUUCCUGGCUAUACGGAUUUAUAUUUGAUGAUGAUAGCCUACUGGAAAGAGGAAAACGGACCUUUUUUGAUAUUAUUCAACUAAUUCCAAGUGUACGAAAAGAAAUAGAUGGCAAGAAGAAAGAGGUUUGGGAAGGUUUCCGCAAUGAACAUCGUGAAAGAACGAAAAAUUUAUCUUAUUUACGGAGUCUACCAGACAAAGGAUUAAAAAAUGAGGACAUAAUGGAUUUACUUGAAGGCAAUUUGAAGAUGGGUGAUUAUAACUGGAAAGAUGGGCUAGUAUCUGGAUCUGUCUAUUAUUUUGAUCCCGAAUGGCAAAAAUUACUAACUAAAGUUUAUGAAAAAACAUUUUUCACUAAUCCAUUGCACUGUGAUGUAUUCCCUGGAAUUUGUAAAAUAGAAACUGAAGUUAUAAGGAUGGCUGCUGAAUUAUUUCAUGGAGAUACUGAAACUUGUGGUACGGUCACUACCGGCGGUACUGAAUCUAUACUUAUGGCUUGUAAAACAUGGAGAGAUUACAUGCGAAAAACUAAAGGUAUCAAAAAGCCAGAAAUGGUAGUACCCAGAACCAUUCAUUCUGCCUUCGAUAAAGCUGCACAAUAUUUCUGUAUAAGAAUCAAAUAUGUACCUGUUGAUCCAAAGACUUACAAAGUAGAUCUGAAAGCGAUGGAAAGAGCUAUAACGAAAAAUACUGUUAUGCUAGCUGGUUCUGUACCAAACUUCCCUUAUGGAACUAUGGACGACAUCGAAGGUAUUUCAAAAUUAGGUUUGAAAUACAAUAUACCUGUGCAUGUUGAUUCGUGCCUGGGAGGAUUUCUAACUGUGUUUAUGGAGAAGGCCGGAUAUAGUAUCCCCCUAUAUGAUUUCAAGCUGCCUGGCGUGUCUAGUAUAUCUGCUGAUACUCAUAAAUAUGCCUUUACUCCAAAAGGAUCUUCUGUGGUCUUGUACAGAAACAAAGACUUCAGACACUUCCAAUAUACCGUAACUACUGAUUGGCCAGGUGGUGUAUAUGGAUCACCUGCAGUUAAUGGCUCAAGAGCAGGAGCUAACAUCACAACCUGCUGGGCUACCCUUCUACAUUUCGGUACAGAUGGAUACUUGAAGGCUACAGGCGACAUUUUGAGAACCGCCAAGUACAUCGAAGAAAAACUGAGGAAAAUCGAUGGCUUAUUUAUUUUUGGAGAACCUGUAACUAGUGUUGUCGCUUUUGGAUCCAAAGUCUUUGAAAUUUAUAGGCUGGCAACAGAUAUGGGCAAACUUGGUUGGAAUUUGAAUGCCUUACAAUUUCCUUCUGGCGUGCAUCUUGCAGUAACCCAUUUGCACACACAACCAGGAGUUGCUGAUAAAUUCGUUAAUGAUGUUGAAAAUAUAGUACGAGAAUUGAUGAAGAGACCUGAGAAACCAGUUGAAGGCGGGUUGGCACUCUAUGGAGCUGCACAGGUGGUUCCUGAUAGGUCUCUCGUAGGAGACUUCAUUAAUUAUUAUAUAGAUGCAAUGUACUAUCAUCCUUGCGAAAAUGAAGAGGAAAAAUGAUAAUUAAGUGAUUGAUUUUGAUCAAAAUGACAUUCCACUAAGAGAAAACAGGAUUUUCUCUGUACUAAACUUCUAACAGAUACAAAUUUUAAUUAUAAAUUAUAUUUUGAAUUGUGUACAGCAAUUGUUGAUUUUUAUAGAUUGUUGAAGAAAUAAUAUUUUUAAGAAUGUACCAUGUUACAAUAUGUACUUAUUCAGGGUUUCAGAGUGAAUUGAAUUUUAUAUGAUGUAUAGAACGAAUGUUUUGGAAUAAAAUUGGUUAUACUAAG
Harmonia axyridis is the source of this 2060-nucleotide messenger RNA. RefSeq names its product sphingosine-1-phosphate lyase. Gene Ontology annotation, cellular component: endoplasmic reticulum. Lineage: Eukaryota; Metazoa; Arthropoda; Insecta; Coleoptera; Coccinellidae. The transcript has 8 exons. Gene Ontology annotation, biological process: carboxylic acid metabolic process; sphingolipid catabolic process. Gene Ontology annotation, molecular function: sphinganine-1-phosphate aldolase activity; pyridoxal phosphate binding. Bases 148 to 1791 code for a protein of 547 amino acids. The record is from RefSeq and is a predicted model, not a curated record.